AGGGGAAAAAACCUGGCGAUUUUUUGUAUAGCAUUGUGGCUGUUGGCAGAUGUGUUUGCUACCUCGGCCAUUGCAGCGUUUGGCUUAUAAGGAAAUGGGGAUUAGAUGGAAACGAAUUGGACUCGGUUUGUUAAGCUUUUUUGUUCUUGAUUCAAAGUUUCAUGACUGGAGGGUCUUUGGCCGUUGAUUCUGAUGGUUUGGCUUUGUUGGAAUUUCGAGCCAGAAUCGAUUCUGAUCCUUAUGGUGCGUUUUCAAACUGGAAUUCCAAUGACACCACCCCAUGCUUCUGGUGGGGGAUUCAUUGUGUCGACGGUAAAGUACAAAUGCUGGAUCUGACUGCUCUUUCUUUGGAAGGAACCUUGGCACCUGAGCUGGGGAAAUUAAGCCACUUAAGAUCACUUGUUCUCUACAAAAACCGUUUCUCCGGUGCCAUUCCAAAGGAGUUCGGAGAGCUUAUGAAGCUCGAGCUAUUGGAUUUGAGGGAAAAUGACUUGGGAGGAACAAUUCCAGCUGAAAUAGGCAAAAUGUUGUCUCUAAAACGCUUGCUACAUUGUGACAACAAGUUGGAAGGUAGCAUUCCUUCAGGUCUCGGGAGGCUUAACUUGCUCUCCGAACUGCAGUUUGAUGAAAACCUUACAUCGAUGUCUGCUACCGAAAUCGGCUGUGUAAAUAGGAAGUUUGGACUAUGCAUAUGGCAAAGCAGUUUGAAACAACUGAGCAGAGUGGGCUCGUUGCUCAUGCCGAUUAGAGGAGCUCUCAUUCAUUACCUCAUUGCUCUGCCAUUAGCACAGCAAAAGGACUCGCUGGCCGAACAUCAAGACGAUUGCUGCCAAGAUGUGCCAGUAUGUUGGUCUGAUCAACAAAUGGCCCAUAACAUACGGGAUGUUGUUCCUUCUGCACGUCGUAGGCUGCUUGAGCAGUCGAAGAACCUCCCAGCUCGGCCUGCUGCUAGCAUGUCGUCCAACAAUCGGAUCAUUUCUCUGCCAACUAACCGAAGUAGUGGGAGUUUCCCCGUGGUUCCAAAGGCAAAAAAUAAACAUCGACCCUCACCAAUUGAAUUCCCUCCUCCGGAGAUGGAUACAACGGAUGUAGAGGAAGAUGCCGAACAUGCUUCAGGGUCUGGUUCCAGUAGUUCAUGGAAAUAUCUCAUUGUCAUUCCCUGUGUGGCCAUCUUUCUUGGGUUUCUGGUCAUGUAUCGUAAACGAGCUGCAAAAACGAUCAGUCCCUGGAAAACCGGACUAAGCGGACAGCUUCAGAAAGCUUUUGUUACAGGAGUGCCUAAGGUAAACCGAGCGGAACUCGAAACAGCCUGUGAGGAUUUUAGCAAUAUAAUUGACACAAUUGGAGGUUGCAAAGUUUACAAAGGGACACUUUCCAGCGGGGUUGAGAUCGCUGUUGCAGCUACUAGCAUUUCUUCUUUAAAAGAUUGGUCCAAAAGCUCAGAGAAAGCCUAUAGGAGAAAGAUCGAUAAAUUGUCGCGAAUCAACCAUAAGAACUAUGUCAACCUUAUUGGCUACUGUGAGGAGGAUGAACCCUUCAACAGGAUGAUGGUGUUUGAAUAUGCUCCAAAUGGAACCCUUUUCGAGCAUCUGCAUGUUAAAGAAAUGGAACAUCUUGAUUGGAAUGCAAGGAUGAGGAUCAUCAUGGGGGUAGCAUAUUGUCUUCAAUAUAUGCACCAUGAUCUAAAUCCUCCCUUAGCUCAUCCAAGCUUAAGUUCAUCUUCUAUCUACCUAGCAGACGAUUAUGCUGCGAAGGCCAAAGCCCAAUACAACAAGGCCCAACAAGACCCGGUUCAGACCCAAUACUCAAACCAGGCCUGGAUUUGGCCCAAGUACAUCGAUUUCGGUUUAAAUCCUAUUUUCAUUAUGUUCUUAUCGAUAUUUGAUAUACACGACUCAUUCUCAUUCCUCUUUCAACUUCCGAAGCUCGGGGAAAUCGGUUGUUUGCCGCCUGCACUGAAGUCUGUGACCUUAGGUGGUGCUGAAUCACAACAUUCAUCUGAAUUGCCACCUUUAGUUGAUUUAGAAACGAAUGUCUAUAGCUUCGGAGUAUUGUUACUUGAAACCAUUUCCGGAAAGCUUCCGUACUCCAAAGGACAAGGACCGAUCGAGAAAUGGGCAGAUCAAUACCUGAUGGAGAAGUCACAGAUGAGCUCGAUGAUCGAUCCGACGCUCGAAUUGUUCAAAACCGAAGAACUUGAGAUAAUCUGUGAGGUUAUCAAAGAAUGCAUCAUAGCAGAUCCAAGGCAGAGACCAACCAUGAAAGACAUAAUUCCAAAAUUGAGACAAGUGAUUCAUAUUGGCCAAGAACAAGCCACGCCUAGACUCUCGCCAUUGUGGUGGGCAGAACUUGAGAUGUUAGGUACUUUGACCGACGACUCCAUUAUUUUGUGUUGA
Molecule: messenger RNA, 2396 nt
Organism: Hibiscus syriacus
Lineage: Eukaryota; Viridiplantae; Streptophyta; Magnoliopsida; Malvales; Malvaceae
Product: protein MALE DISCOVERER 2-like
Exons: 14
Coding region: 162-2396 (744 amino acids)
Biological process (GO): protein phosphorylation
Molecular function (GO): protein kinase activity; protein binding; ATP binding
Source: RefSeq, a predicted model, not a curated record